GUACAGCGACCACGACGAUCGUCAGGGUGAGGCACCGCAGUCGCGGCGGCGUGGUGGAUCGCCAGACUGUUGGAAGCACGACAUGUUCGAAGAGGUGCAGAAUGAGGGAAAGGACGGCAAGAAGGACGACGGAGAGGAACGACAACAGAAGUCGGUGAAGGACACAAAACGAGACGACGAUCAGUCGGAUGAGGAGCCCGCCGAUGAGAAGCCAAAGAACUCCGACAAGAAGGAAGACAAGGAUGAAGAUGAUGCGUCAGACAGCGGGGACGACUAG
This is a messenger RNA of Symbiodinium sp. CCMP2456, 277 nucleotides long. The record is from the annotation of a GenBank genome assembly. Lineage: Eukaryota; Dinophyceae; Suessiales; Symbiodiniaceae.